Molecule: messenger RNA, 1152 nt
Organism: Lycium ferocissimum
Lineage: Eukaryota; Viridiplantae; Streptophyta; Magnoliopsida; Solanales; Solanaceae
Product: S-type anion channel SLAH1-like
Exons: 3
Coding region: 1-1152 (383 amino acids)
Biological process (GO): intracellular monoatomic ion homeostasis; transmembrane transport
Cellular component (GO): membrane
Molecular function (GO): voltage-gated monoatomic anion channel activity
Source: RefSeq, a predicted model, not a curated record
AUGCAUAGCAAAGAUGAUGUGUGCCCAACACAGAAAAAUGCUACUAUUACUAUAUCACAUAAGAACAAGUUUUUAUCAAUAUUAAGCAGAUUUCAUGCGGGUUAUUUUAGAAUAAGCCUUUCUUUAUGCGGCCAAGCAUGGAUUGGCCCAAUCCGCCAAGCAUUAUUAUGGAAAACAUUAAGUGAGCCAUCGGAUGAUAUUCAUAAAUUUAGAAAUAUUUUUCGAAGGCUUCCCUCUACAGCCUUCAUUCUGUUAUGGUCAUUAGCCUUAUUCUCAUUAGCAUCACUCUCUUUACUAUAUCUAUUUCGUGUCAUCUUUCAUUUCGAAAGGGUUAAAAGUGAGUUCUUGCACCAUGUUGGAGUGAAUUACCUUUUCGCCCCGUGGAUUUCUUGGCUUGUUUUGCUUCAAGCAACCCCAUUUUUCAAACCCAAAGAGGCAUAUUUUCUUCUACUUUGGUGGAUCUUUGUUAUACCUAUAGUGGCACUAGAUAUCAAGAUAUAUGGACAGUGGAUCACAAAGGGGAAGCGCUUUUUAUCAGGAGUGGCGAAUCCUACGAGUCAAUUAUCUGUUAUUGGGAAUUUGGUAGGAGCAAGGGCAGCUGCCCAGAUGGGAUGGAAUGAGUGUGCACUUUUUUUGUUUGCAAUUGGAAUGUCACAUUAUUUAGUGCUAUUUGUCACACUUUACCAGAGGUUGCCAGGAAGUAGUUCCAUUCCGGCAAUGCUAAGGCCAGUAUUCUUCUUGUUCUUAGCUACUCCAAGCAUGGCAAGCUUGGCAUGGGAUUCUAUUUAUGGAAAGUUCGAUAUUUCAUCCAAGAUGCUCUUUUUCCUCUCCCUCUUUCUUUUCCUUUCACUGGUAUCAAGACCAGCGUUAUUUAACAGAUCAAUGAGGAAAUUCAAUAUAUCAUGGUGGGCAUAUUCUUUCCCUUUGACAGUGCUGGCAAUGGCAUCAGCUAAAUAUGCCCAAGAAAUGAAGAACACUGCUUCACACUUAUUAAUGCUUCUCCUUUCUGGACUAUCAGCAGUAGUGUCACUUGUCUUGAUGAUCUUCACUGCGUUUAAUUCCAAUUCAUUUUUACCGGGCCAUGGUGAUGAUGCAAUGUCCUCACUACAAGAAAUUACUGGAAUGACUACAAUUCUUUGGCAACAAAAAUAA